AUGAUAACUUCACCUCAUAUUCUGCAGGUGCAAACGGCUGAGGACGAGGUUUGCGAGCUUAGUGACUCCUCGCCGGCCAAAAAAAACAGAGCUCACUCACUGUCUGCAGAGGAAAUUGCACUACACAAAGCACUCAACCGCCCUGAUUUCCCACAAAAUCUUCUCAUCACAUCUCCGCCUGUCGACCUCUGGAGCCUCUUUUCAAAAACACUAAAAGCGGCCAGAAAUGUCUUCCACGUUACACCUUCAAAGCUCGAUUUCAACAACUACUUCCUUCUCCAGCUAGCCACCCCCCAACAAUGGACAAACACACUUCACAUGAUCGUACUAAUGCACGUUCUUGGGGAACGUCACAAGAGCGUACUUCUUAUGCACAAUUCCGUGUUUACGACGCCUGAAUUGACUUCGUUGAUGCUGUCCAAAGAUCGCCAAUUCCAAGCCGCAGUUAGAAAAGAUAGGCUUCGUUGGGACUCUCGACUGACAAAAUUGAUCCUGGCACCCCGUCUAACUUGGAUGAAAGAAGUCCACACAGUCUACACUCCUAUGAUAUGGGCAGACAAGCACUGGGUUGGUCUCGCUAUCAACCUCGCCAUUGGACAUGUUGAAGUAAUGGACUCAGCCCCCACCCUGUACGACGAUGGCAAGGUACUGAAGUUCAUGAAGCCCAUUCUUCAGAUGCUACCCUACCUUGUUCGCUAUGUGGCAAAGAACAACGCUCGCAACCUCUCACCUUUUACAUGGGAGCGCAUCCCCGGCACCUACGAAAACCUUAGGUCUGGUGACUGCGGCCCCGUUUGUGCGAAGUUCAUGGAAAUGCACCUCCACGACAAUCCAUAUCCACACAUGUCAGGGAUCACAGAUGCCAUGGUUGACCAGUUCCGCAAGGUCUACGCAAUGGAUGCGUACAAAACCAUCAUCCUACCAGCUUACCAGCCUACUACAACUGGGUAGUCUUCUCAUUACUAGGACUUUUCUUGUGUUCAGGAGGCACCUUAUCCUUUUUUGUACUACUAUUGUGCCCCUAUCGGCUGCUGCUACUUGUUUUGUGUUUUUCUUGCACCUCGGCUAGGACUUGUUAUGUAAACUACCAACUAAAACUCUAAUGCUAGCUAAUCAACUACGUAUUUCUCAUUACUUACCAUUUUGUUCUAACCACACGUGACUAUCCACAGAUCCAUACGCACCAAAACACUUAUAGUUCCAACCACCGCUAUCCGUCCACGAAUUCAAACCUACCCUGUAACGUUUUCCUGUUACAGGACCCACCAACACAUUGAUAAAUCUCGUUAAAGACUAACAAAAGUAGAUCUCCCCUCAUAAUAUCUCCAACUCACAAUACCUCUUCUCUCUUCAUCUCAGAUCUUAAAAAAUAUUUGCCUCCACCAAAUGGAAAAUGUACAAGGAAUACCCAGGCAGUGCCAUUGUGGGUCUCAGACCAUUGUUCUCACAUCCAGAACCCAAGAAAACCCAGGGCGAAGGUUCUUUCGUUGCGGGACAACCUCCGGUCCAGGACACCUUUUCAAGUGGGUUGACGAAGCCAACUCCGAAGAGUUGGGAAUGCUGGCAGAUAAACAAGCCACUCUCCAACAAGACAUGACACAACUUAAGCAAGAUCUUCUCGACCUCAAGACAGAUAUUUGUGAGAUUCUUGAUGUCCUACAGAGUAUUAGAUCUAAUGCGUAGAUCCAGUGUUUCACUUAUUUCAAUGCUCUAGUAGAGAACAAUGUAUCACUUCCACUAUGCAAUUAUGUGUCUUUAUUGAUUUUCUUAACAAAAGCAUCCUCUGAUUUCCCAAAUAAGUCUCUCCAAUUGCAAAUACCUCGCAUACCUCUAACCAAAUAAUCAAGCGCGUAAACCACACACAUAACAUCCACGCUCACACAACCACGUACAUAAGGACGGCAUAUAUACCAUUCGGGUUUUACCAUCCACUACACUGAAUCCACCGCUGCGAAAAAAGGUUUCGCAACCCUAACAGACAAAGCUAGUUCAGAACUGCUGCCUACCACAACCAACUUCUCGACCCAUCCAAAUCGGAACAAUACAUUUCAAAACAAUUUAAUCAACUGGUUCCGAGAAUCCAUAUCCGAACAACCUCAAGUUCAGAAACAUUGAUUUACAGGUCUCGAACACAAACCGAUCUCACUAACUACAAACGUAUAUCCCAAACCAUACACCCCUAUACCCUAUACACCAUACCCUUAACCCUUAACUCAAAAGAAUACUUAUUUCUUUCCCAAAUCACUCAGCUCGCUAAAACAAAAAAAUGGUCUUCACGUAUUUAAAACCUCCCACCAAACUCUCUGUCUUUCAUUAUACCUAAGAGAUUACCUAAUCUCUUAUAUUUACACAUAACUAUGUAUUAGGAUCCCAACAAACCAACCACACACCCGCCAUCCACAAGCUUACAAUUUCCGGCUUACCAAAACUAUUCUUAAACCCUUUACCCUAUAUUUCUGUAUACUAGUCAAUAGCGGUUAUCAAGUCGUGGUUAGCUAAUUCACAAAAUCAUUUUCUGCCAUAUAGCAACCUAGUGGUCAAAAAUCUAUGUUCCAAUUUCUGUAAAAUAAGUCAACAAGCAGAACAACAA
Brassica napus (rape) is the source of this 2590-nucleotide messenger RNA. RefSeq lists its product as uncharacterized. The transcript is spliced from 3 exons. The record is from RefSeq and is a predicted model, not a curated record. Lineage: Eukaryota; Viridiplantae; Streptophyta; Magnoliopsida; Brassicales; Brassicaceae. Gene Ontology annotation, biological process: proteolysis. The coding region runs from base 1 to 951 and encodes 316 amino acids. Gene Ontology annotation, molecular function: cysteine-type peptidase activity.